AUGUGUGUAUUCGUUCAAGAGGUAGUAUGUGGCAGGUGCGAGCAUGAUUAAGGCAAGUCCAUGAUGAUACCGUCGGUGAGUGCGGAAUUCGGCCGGGGCAAGACCAUCGGUGUCCUCGCGUUGGUUGUAGGAUGUUUCGCGAUCCUAUGGCCAAAACUUUUCUAUCCCAUGUUUUCGAGGAGUGGCCCCGAACCACGAGCUUCCCUUGAUCCUGCUCUGCGACCAGACGAGGUCGGACAAAAUCCGCUUCUCGACAUUUGCAAGGCAGUAGCUGCUUCGCAAAAAAUUUCUGCUGAUUUCGAUAACCGGGCGACGCAGUUCUCCACUGCAUGUCAAAGAACAGUGGAGGCUAAUUGUGGCGUGUUCCUCGAUCCUGGAUUAGCUCAGGAAUUCGUGGACUCGCGAAAUAAGAAAGCCCGGGUUCAGCAGAGUACCGCUUUGUGGAACCUCACUACAUGUCUCUCGAGCGUUUACGGUGUCACUCCGAAAAACAUGAAAGCAGAAAUGAACGUUGAGGUCGAGUGGAAAUUGGCAGUAGAACGACAAUGGCGACGGGGAGAGCGAACACCGUACUUGCACCCCGGAAUGAUGAACCCUGCCAUGAGGGAAAAAGGCCAGGUUCCUCAUGGUAUUCACCAUCCUGGCGAUGCUCCGCCAAAACCGUCGGAUUUGUCAGGUAAACCUUCGCUAGGUGGUCCUGGUCAGAUGGUACCUCCACAGCGUCCCGGGGGCACUAUGAGUAUGAUUAUGCCGUUGUACACAAUUGCGAUUGUCGUUUUCUUCGUGUACACCGUCAUGAAGAUAAUGUUCAAGAAAGAUCAGGAUCAGUCUCCGAAAGAUCGCCGACUUGAAGUUCUUGAUCCAGAUCACAGACGACUUAUUCAGGAGUACGAGAGUAGCACUCAUGACUACAUUGAACUCUGGAAAGAACGGAAUGAAAAGGAAGAAACUCCUUUGAAAAUUGAGGAUGUGGAAAUCGAGAAUUUACGCCAACGUUUGGCCGACACUGAGGCGGCAAUGCAGCGCAUGAUGGCCACCAUCUCGACGGUGUCGGAUCGAUUAAUGACCACCGCGAAGAACGCCGACAUCGUUUUGCCGUCUCCCCCUCCCAUCCCGGCGCCGACGACAAGUUCUGAUAAGGUUGAUUGUUUGGCGCUGCUCCUGGGAUCAGUCUUGGCAAGAGCGUUGAUGGGUAUAAUGAAAGAAAUGGACGAGUACCGAGCCAUUUUGACGAAAGAAAAGGAGAAGAACCUCACGAGCAGGCCGAGUUCGGUGGACUCCGGUGUCCAGGAGGGUGAAGACGCUUCGAGACAAGAAGGGGUUGAUGUGGAUGCUGAAGGAGCAACUCAAACUCAGAUCAAGGAUGUUCUCGAAGCAGAUAACUUUACUGAUGCGAACGACAAGCCGACUCCGAAACCGUCUCCUACUCUUUCCAAGAAGCACAUCCACUUCAGCGAAAAUACACAUAUCGGCGUUCGUGAUGUCCAGACGGCGGCUCAGUUCCGUCGAUCCCGUUCGCGUUCUAAGGAACGUCUACUCGAUUUGGACACCACUGACGAUAUGCUCGACACGGGCAACAACGUUUCGAGUAUUAUUUUGGACGCCGCGUUGCGGAGAGAUGCGCAAAUGCUUGUAUCGGAGGCUGAAUGUAGGGCCCUGCCACUGGAAGAACAGAGUGCUUCUGCUGUUGGAGAUUCAGAUGACGUGACCCCUGUGGUGUUGAGCGGAAAAAUGACUAUAUCGUUUUUGGGAGCCUAUGAUGAGGAAGGCGCUGAUGGAACUGAUGGAAACCAGAGAAAUGGUGGACGUUUUGGAGGAGGAGGAGAAGGAGGCGGGCCGAAGUCGUAUUUGCGGGAAGAGUCCGACCCAGGCCCGUACAGGGACAAGGCCUCACGUAGGAGUCGUAAGUGGGCUGGCCAAAAAAAGAUACGGAAGCGGCGAUCGUCUACUCCCACAUCUACACGCUCCUUAGAGGAGGAGGAGUUGUUGGGGGAUGACGAAGAUGGUGGAGGAGGGCGUCAACUACUGUCCGGCGGCGAGGACCACGGGGACGCCUCCAUCAUGGAUAACUUACCAGAGUUGCCCGACGACGAACCGGGUCCUGUCAGCGAAGACCGGGAUGCGGAGGACGGAAAGAGUGCUGGUGAUGAACCCUGGGUCAGUUUGAGAUUAGUACCUAACGUAGUGAUUGUGCAUGUUUGUUGCCGAAAGGACUAA
This is a messenger RNA of Notodromas monacha, 2217 nucleotides long. The record is from the annotation of a GenBank genome assembly. NCBI's taxonomy places the organism in Eukaryota, Metazoa, Arthropoda, Ostracoda, Podocopida, Cyprididae.